Molecule: messenger RNA, 1020 nt
Organism: Diplodia corticola
Lineage: Eukaryota; Fungi; Ascomycota; Dothideomycetes; Botryosphaeriales; Botryosphaeriaceae
Product: phenazine biosynthesis protein
Exons: 1
Coding region: 1-1020 (339 amino acids)
Biological process (GO): biosynthetic process
Cellular component (GO): cytoplasm
Molecular function (GO): isomerase activity
Source: RefSeq, a predicted model, not a curated record
AUGCCAAGCACAGCGAUCAGUACUGCUACUGAUGCGUCCUCUAGCAUGUCCUCGGGCCUGGGAAUGCCCCCUAUGGCCGCGACCCACCUUCGAUAUCACACCCUUGACGUUUUCACGCGUCAAAGAUUUGCCGGCAACCCGCUUGCCGUCGUCCAAAUCCCCGGCGACGUCGCACUGAGCCAGGGGCAGAAGCUGCUCAUCGCCAGGGAAUUCAAUUUCUCGGAGACAGUCUUUCUCCACGAGCGCCAGGGCGGCGAAACCACAUGGAAGAUUGACAUCUUCAUCACGACGGCGGAGAUUCCCUUCGCGGGGCACCCUACCAUCGGGGCGGCGUGCCUUGUCCUCUCCCAGAUGCCUGGUUACGCCGACGCCGCGGGAAUGAUUCAGGGCAAAUUCCUCACCAAGGCCGGUGAAGUCCGACUCAAGUACUCCACGACUGAGGGAACUGCUACGGCGGACAUUCCCCACAAUGUCCACAUCCACCGUGGGACCCUGUCUCGGCCUCGUCUGCUCGAGAUGCAGCCGUCGAUAGCGAUGCUGUUCUCGCCGACGAUGCCCCGGGUGCCGGAGCAGAUGCCCGUGGUUUCGAUCGUCAAGGGAAUGACAUUCGCACUCAUCGAGGUCGACAGCCUGGCAACGCUGAGUGCGGCCGUGCCAGGAGCGUUCGCGGUCGACGUAGCGCUGGACAAAGACUGGGACCAGUCGUUUGUAGCGCUGUAUUUUUACUUUCGUUUGCCAGACUCGGCCGACAGCACCAGGAAUCUUCGAACAAGGAUGAUCGAAGGAGGGCUGGAGGACCCGGCGACAGGGUCCGCCGCUAGCGCGCUGGCCUGCUUCUUAUCGCUCGCAGAGGGCGUGACCGGGCAAAGGCUCAGGUACGGCAUCACGCAGGGGAUGGAGAUGGGACGGACGAGCGAGAUAGGCGUGCAGGUCGCGCUGGGCAAGACGGAGAGGGAGGUUGAAUCAGUGCAACUUAGCGGCGCCGUGGUCGAGGUCAUGGAAGGCAGGCUUGCGGUGUGA